Messenger RNA from Aspergillus glaucus CBS 516.65, 1068 nucleotides. RefSeq names its product IGBP1/TAP42 family protein. The record is from RefSeq and is a predicted model, not a curated record. The transcript is spliced from 3 exons. Gene Ontology annotation, molecular function: protein phosphatase 2A binding. Bases 1 to 1068 code for a protein of 355 amino acids. Gene Ontology annotation, cellular component: cytosol. Gene Ontology annotation, biological process: regulation of dephosphorylation; regulation of signal transduction. Lineage: Eukaryota; Fungi; Ascomycota; Eurotiomycetes; Eurotiales; Aspergillaceae.
AUGGAUCCCGAUCAACCUCAGAACUUACGAUCUCUGUUCGUGACAGCAAAGGCAGACAAGACCGCACUAGAAGUGCGUCCCGACACCACCUCCGAGCUCUAUCGCAGAGAUGUAACCGCCGUCAUCGCCAAGUUCGAGGAAUGCCAGCGACUCAUCAGAUUACUCUCCUUGUUUAGUGCGAACGAGCCAAUUGAAGAGGUGUCUACGGGGGAUUUGCAGUAUCUGACCCUCGAAUAUCUUCUCGCGGACCUACUCCAACGAUCGUACAGCUCGGAUCGCGAAGUUCUCCUUCGGCGCUCUUUACAGAAUUAUGAGGGAUACCUUUCACACAUGGAUGAUUAUGGGCUGCUCAACGAUAGCAACCGAAAGCUCUACGAGCGAUACACCUCGAAACCUACGUCCUUCUCGUUGACACCGAUGAACGAUCCCACCACUCGCAGAGAAGCGAAAGUAUCAAGGUUUAGGGAGGAAAAGGAACUGAAGCAGAAGCUCGAGUACUUCUCGCAGAACCACAGCCAGCUCGACGAUGAAGAUAUCCGACGACUAUAUUUGGCGGAACUAGACCUCUAUACCCAUCAGACCUUCCAAGCCCUUGAUUUGCUUGCACAAGAAUUUUCAAUGCUUUCGGCUAUUCGCAACGCCGCACCUCCCCCGGACCCACGCCAACAAGAAGAUACCAGAAGGCGGAACAACGCGGACCAGUCGGGCUAUUCCGAACGUCUCGAUCCUUCUCUAUCCCAAUUACUACGAGGUGGUAGAGGCGGACCAAUACUCAACAGGGAUGGAAGGCCAAUGCAGCCGUUUACUUUGCUCGACCGUCGGACGCAGCUCCAACAAGGCGUGUUCAAGCCCAGCCAUAAUCUCCCCACUAUGACAAUAGACGAGUAUCUUGACGAAGAGAAUAGGCAAGGCAACGUUGUUCAAGGAGGCGAACAGUCGGGCAUCCAGCCAGAGAUCGACGAGGACGAUCUGGACAUAGCUGACGAAGAGACGAUGAAAGCACGCGCUUGGGAUGAAUACAAGGAAGCGAACCCAAGAGGCUCUGGGAACACUCUCAACCGGGGUUGA